Schistocerca cancellata (South American locust) is the source of this 1925-nucleotide messenger RNA. Its product is annotated as arylsulfatase G-like. The transcript is spliced from 10 exons. Lineage: Eukaryota; Metazoa; Arthropoda; Insecta; Orthoptera; Acrididae. Bases 215 to 1882 code for a protein of 555 amino acids. Gene Ontology annotation, molecular function: arylsulfatase activity. The record is from RefSeq and is a predicted model, not a curated record.
ACAUUUUGCUGUUUGAAAUCAGAUACACUUAGCAAGAAAUAAAAUAUAUUCAGUUUCACUGAAGUGAAUGAUGUACAGCAGAGUUUUAUGAUUGAUGGGAAGAAUUUCUUGAUGCUUCUAUAAUUUAAAACAGUAAUUAUCAACAACUCAACUUCAGAGAAAUAGUGGCUGUUUUUAAGAACUUCUCUGCACAUUGUGGUUGGCUGUAAGAAGGAUGGCAGCACAGAAUUGCCAGUGGAGGUAUAAAUUCGAUGUGGUAUUGUUCCUGGUGAUGAUUUUUAACUCACACCUGAGUUGUAUGUAUGUAUCAGGAAAUUUCAUUUCUGGAGAUCAUAAUGAGUCACCAGGCACAAACCAAUCAGCAGAUGUAACAGAUUCUGUAGAUGCAGUACAAAAUAAUUUGUCACCAAACAUUGUUUUGAUUAUGGCUGAUGACCUGGGCUGGGGUGAUUUUGGGUCAUAUUCGCCAUACACAGCUCUAACACCAAACUUAGAUGCCAUUGCCAAGGAAGGAAUAAGGUUCACAGAUUUCCAUGUAGGGUCAUCUGUAUGCACACCUUCUCGAGGUGCACUUUUGACAGGUCGCCUGGGAUUAAGAACUGGGAUUGUGAAGCAUCUUACUGCUGAUGCUGUUGGAGGUAUUGCCGAAAAUGAGACAACACUGGCAGAAAUCUUGUUGGAAGCUGGAUACAGAACUGGAAUGUUCGGAAAAUGGCAUCUUGGUACUCAACCUGGUCACCAGCCACUGGAUAAAGGUUUCCAAACUUACCUUGGUAUUCCAUAUAGUGUUGAUAUGGGCUGUGCUGAUCCACCAGGGGCAAAUUAUCCAUCAUGUCCUGCUUGCCCAUAUGGGAAUGUAAGCAGAAUCGACCCAUUUCCAAUAUGCACCUCAGAUCUUGCUCUUCCUUUAUAUUCAAAUAGGACAAUAAUACAUCAGCCUGCUAAGUUAGAGGAGCUUUCAGACAUAUUUGCUGAUUUUGCGGAUGAGUUUAUAUCACAAAGUGCGGAGCCUUUCUUCUUAUAUGCUGCUCUGCAACAUGUUCAUGUGCCAUUGGCACAUGGACCCAUGUUUGACAACAUUACUGGGAAAGGAACAUUUGCUGACACUUUACUGGAAAUGGACUGGCUUGUUGGGAGGGUUGUCCAAGCUGCUAUGAAUCAUAGCAGAAACACUUUGGUCUGGAUAUUAAGUGACAAUGGCCCAUGGGAAACGAAAUGUGAUUUGGCAGGAUCCUGUGGUCCAUAUGCUGGGAAGUGGCAGAGGGAUGUGCAGGGAGGAGGAGGUGGGGGUGCUCAGAAGAACACUGUUUGGGAAUGUGGACAUCGUGUUCCCAGCUUGGUGUUAUGGCCUGAUCAUGUACAGCCAGGGAGUGUAUCUGAGGCUUUAGUGUCAUCACUUGACAUUAUGCCAACUAUUGCUGCUAUACUCAACAUUUCUCUGCCGUCAGAUCGAUUCUACGAUGGUAUAAAUAUACAAGACAUUCUAAUAGGACAGUCCAGUGUGGGCCAUGAGGUAUUAUUUCAUCCCAACAGUGGAUCAGGAGGACCAGAUGGUGAAAUUGGAGCAGUACGAAUUGGUGAUUAUAAAGUAGUCUACUAUACUGGUGGCUCUCUAGACUGUGACUACAAUAUUGGUCCCCCAAUGUCUCAUUUUUCAUCCCCACUGGUGUUCAACAUUAAAAAUGACCCUGAAGAAGCCACUCCAUUGAGUGUCAACUCUACAGAAUGGCUGUUAGCAGUGCAGGCAGCUGAAGAGGCACUGACUUCAUUAGAGAUCAGUCUGCAACAGGAUAACACCAGUACUGUAAAUUACACCACUGAUCCCAGUGUCCGGCCAUGUUGUAAUAUAGAGAACUCCAUUUGCCGCUGUCCUUGGGACUAAUAUUUCAGCUACAUUAAUUUGUGAUGCUUUUUGUACUGAAAUA